CGGGCGGCUUGGCCUUUCGGCGCUCGGAGGUAGGUGGUGCUGUUGGUGCUGUUGCCGAGCGAGUGAGCCUCCCUCAUUGGCGCGGGCCGCAGAGGCGGAAUGUUCAACUCCUGACUCCGGCGGAAGCGUGGAAGUCGCGCGUGGCCGCCGUCCUCCUGUCCCCCCCGGCUGCCGCCUGCGCUGCCCCCCGCCCCGGCUGCCGCUCGCGCCGGCCCGGGACUCAGAUUUGGAGGAAGUAUCCUACUUUGUCAUUAUGAGAUGUCGUCUCUCGGCGCCUCCUUUGUGCAAAUCAAAUUUGAUGACUUGCAGUUUUUUGAAAACUGCGGCGGAGGAAGUUUUGGGAGUGUUUACCGAGCCAAAUGGAUAUCCCAGGACAAGGAGGUGGCAGUCAAGAAGCUGCUCAAAAUAGAGAAAGAGGCAGAAAUACUCAGUGUCCUCAGUCACAGAAACAUCAUUCAGUUUUAUGGAGUAAUCCUCGAACCUCCCAACUAUGGAAUCGUCACAGAAUAUGCUUCUCUGGGGUCACUCUAUGAGUAUAUCAACAGCAACAGAAGUGAAGAGAUGGACAUGGAUCACAUUAUGACCUGGGCCACUGAUGUAGCCAAAGGGAUGCACUAUUUACAUAUGGAGGCUCCUGUCAAGGUGAUUCAUAGAGAUCUCAAGUCAAGAAACGUUGUUAUAGCUGCUGAUGGGGUAUUAAAGAUCUGUGAUUUCGGUGCCUCUCGGUUCCAUAACCACACCACACAUAUGUCCUUGGUUGGAACGUUCCCAUGGAUGGCUCCAGAGGUUAUCCAAAGUCUCCCCGUGUCUGAAACGUGUGACACUUAUUCCUAUGGAGUGGUUCUCUGGGAGAUGCUAACAAGGGAGGUCCCCUUUAAAGGUUUGGAAGGAUUACAAGUAGCUUGGCUUGUAGUGGAAAAAAACGAGAGAUUAACCAUUCCCAGCAGUUGCCCCAGGAGUUUUGCUGAACUGUUACAUCAAUGUUGGGAAGCUGAUGCCAAGAAGCGGCCAUCUUUCAAGCAGAUCAUUUCCAUUCUGGAGUCCAUGUCGAACGACACUAACCUUCCUGACCAGUGUAACUCAUUCCUGCACAACAAGGCCGAGUGGAGGUGUGAGAUUGAAGCCACCCUGGAGAGGCUGAAGAAACUAGAACGAGAUCUCAGCUGCAAAGAGCAGGAGCUCAAAGAACGAGAGCGGCGGCUGAAGAUGUGGGAGCAAAAGCUGACAGAACAGUCCAAUACGCCGCUUGUCUUGCCUCUUGCUGCAAGAAUGUCUGAGGAGUCUUACUUUGAAUCUAAGACAGAGGAAUCAAACAGUGCAGAGAUGUCAUGUCAGAUCACAGCAGCAAGUAACGGGGAGGGCCAUGGCAUGAACCCAAGUCUGCAGGCCAUGAUGCUGAUGGGCUUUGGGGAUAUCUUCUCACUGAACAAAGCAGGAGCUGUGCUGCAUUCUGGGAUGCAGAUAAACAUGCAAGCCAAGCAGAAUUCUUCCAAAACCACAUCUAAGAGAAGGGGGAAGAAGGUCAACAUGGCCCUGGGGUUCAGUGAGUUUGACAUGUCAGAAGGUGAUGAUGAUGAUGAUGAUGAUGAUGACGGUGAGGAGGAGAAUGAUGUGGAUAAUAAUAGUGAGUGAAAGCAGAAAGCAAAGUAAUGAUAUUUACAAUGUUUGGGAAAACAAAAGAAACUUGUUAUCUCAGUUUGUACAAAAGCCAGUAAGGAGGUAGAAAAGCAGCACUGUAUUUUUAGGCAAAUCACAUUUAUAUGACAGUCAUUUCUCUAUCUGUUUUACUUUCAAUUUAUUUUUGCUUAAAGAAAAAUAGCAAGAAAUUUUUAGGAAAAAAUGGUAUAUUUAAUAAGUCAGCAAACAAGGUGCCUGAUUGUAGAAAUUUAUGAUUCUAUAUUUAUAUAUAUAUAUGGUGUUUUUAAAGUAAUGACAUCCUGGUUUUUUAAAAAAUGAGCACUUCAUAGUUUUGAUUUGAUUUUGUUUAUUCAAAUACUUAACAGAACUUAAGUUUGAAUAUAGGCCCUUUUAACUCCUAAUUCUUGUUGGGUGCUUGAUUUUCUUACAAUGUACUUUUAUGGGGAUAUACUGUACUGUCAAAAAUAAUUAAUAGUGACAACAAAACCCAAUAACAAAACACUUGAGAUGAAAGAAGUUUAGUACAGAUACUUCAGAAAUACCUAAAUGGCAGGAAUUUUUAGUGCUUCGCAGCCCAGCUCUCCAAGUCAAACCUGAAAGGUAUUCUCAGCAGUAUGUGUGAAGCCAGCAGCAGAUGGUGAGGGCUCUUAUUUCAGGACCAGCCCUGAAUGCUGCUUCAAGGAACCUGCUCUCCUCUAGGGCUCUGCUGAUUCUUGGCAUGGGGCAAAAUGUGGUCUACGAGGGCUCCUUCCAGCAGGAGAGGGUGUCGCUGUGAGCCUGGGCUGCAGUUGCAGUAAGGGUGUGAAGAGAGGUGCGGAGAGACGUUCUAAAGAGGGAAGUAAACAUUGUGAAAGAAAGAGAAAGCUCUACUAUGUCGGCAAAGUCCAGACCUAAGGGUCCGCUAUCUGUCAAAGUAGCCUUCCAGACUGGUCUUUGAGCCCUGCCUCAGCCCCACCAGUCUUAGGGAGAAAUAUAUCUGGCAAGUCAGAGAGUCUCCCGAUGUUCCACAUAUUUGUCAAAGAUUAUUUAAAUCCUAAAACUCUCUCUACCAACAAAACCCUACAGAAUAUUCUUGGUUAUCAAAAGAAAAGCAUCAAAUGAUAUUUGUUGACUGGUACCAGGUGAAAUUCAAAGUGGGUCACUUUCAGGAAAGAUAGAACAUUCUUAGAAUGUAAGCUUCAUAAGCAGAUUUAGUCUGUUGUUCAUUGAACACUGUAAGGCCAGGUUAGGUUUGCUUGUUUCAGGUAUUUGCAGACCAUAUGUGUAUCCUCUAAGUAAAUUCACACAGACUAGGUCAGUAACUGUUCCUGCAGAAGACAGGUUCCCUUCAACCCACCCUGUUGCCACUUUCAUAACUGUGCAUACCACCCCACACCAUAGGGCUGAUGACAAACAUGCACACAUAGGGAGGCCGCACAUCUGCGCUUAGAGACAACAACUUCCUGAGCCAAGCCGAGCCUCCCAGCAGAAUUCUGGGCAUGGAGCCCAAAGGGAAAUCUCCACUCUUGACUUCCCAGGAUGCUCUGGGGUACUGGGACCCAGCUACCUCAUAUUUAGCUGUUUUAAAACCUCUUUCAGGGGGCAGAGCAAUAAUACAGCAGGUAGGAAGCUUGCCUUGCACAAAGUCAACCCAAGUUCCAUCCCCAGCACCACAAAUGGUCCCCCAAAUUCCACCAAGAAUGAUCUCUAAGUGCAGAGCCGGUAAGUCUGAGCACAGCAGGUAUAAAACCCCUCCCCAAACAAAAAAGGAAAAGUAAAAAAUUUUAAAUGUCUCUUGUACAUACUCCCACCACAGAAAAACUCCUCCCUUCCACAGAUAUUCAUCAAGCCUCUCUUUGUUCCAGGUACUAUUUUCAGAUCAGCUAGUUAAAAAUAUGUGCACCCAGGGAGCUUGCAGGCUAGUGAGUGAAGAUAGACAUGAAUAAACUAAAGGUAUCAUAUAGCCAUAAACAUUGGCUAAGUGCAUGCCAAAGAAAUGACACAGGAGAAGGGGAAGGCACAGAGGGAAUGUUGUGGUUUUUCAAGUGAGAUCAGGAAAAGGUCUUGCUGAUAAGAGAAUCUCUGUGUCUCAAUUUAGAAUCUGUAUGCUUUACCUAAGAGGGUAGAUCUGGAAGGGGUUUGAGGCUGGUUGACUCAGUGGCAGAGCAUGUGUUUUGCUUGUGUGAAGCCCUGGGAUACAUCCUCAGCACUACAAAGCAAGAGAAGGUAAACCUUGUCUUUCCUCUAUGAAAAAAUCAGCAAUAAAUAUGUAACAUAACAGGAAUGAAAAGGACAAUUUCUCUCAACUUACAUGUAAGGUUAUUAUGAUCAUACAUAAAAUUUUAGUGUGUAAAUAAAAGCAAAGAAAUUGCUCAAGAGGAAAAGUUUCUGUACUUGAGCCUAGAUUAUCUUUUUUAGGAACUGGAACGUCACUGAAAUUUGAAUCAUAAUAGAACUUUUUCUGUUAAGCUGUGUAGAGGAUCAUACCAAGGGCCUUAAACUUGCAAGGUCUAUGGUCUACAACUGAACCACAUCCCCAGCCCCAAACAGAAUUUUAAAGUGACCUCUGUCUGUGAAGGUUAUUUAGAAGUCUUUGGACUCAUUUUGUAUUAUUAGUUUUAAAGCAGAGUUUACUGUCCAUAAGUAAAAUUUCUAAUGACGAUGCUUAUUUUGUCACUUCUGAGUCUCUUUUCAGAAUCAUUUUUUAGAAUAACAAACUGGUGGUAGAUUUGUUUUCAAUUACUUGACUUACCAAAAGAUGCUGAUUUAUUUAAAAAAAUAAAAAAGAGAAAAGAAGAAAGUUGAACUGGAGAGAUAGUACAAUGGGUAAGAUAUUUGCCUUGCACACAGCUGACCAGGUUUAAUCUCCAGCACUCCAUAGGGUCCCCCCAAACCCCACCAGAAAUACUCUCUGAAUGCUGAGCCAGGAGUCAGCCUGCUGGAUGUGUCUCUAAAAUAAAAAGUCAAACACAGAACUAAAUAUUCAAAAACUGAGAAUUGAAACGACACCCUUUGAGCAGUUCCAAAUGCAGCAGAGAUGUCAGUUGAUAGCAUAUUUUUGGUUCUCCCUGUAACUGGAAGUGUGUUUUUACAACAAUAUAUCCUGUAUGCCAGGGACAUUCUCACCCAUAAACAAUUCCACCCCAGAUACCAAUGACCUUGUCCCUUUCCCCACAGACUCUUGUUAAUCCUGGGAAUUUCAGAGGCCACCCCCCACACACACACAUCUCAAAUAAAAUUUCUCAAGGCCAGAAAUCACAACUACUACAGAACUUGGAGUUUGUCGGUAAUUUUUGUGUGACAGUUAUAUCAAGCCUCCACUCAUGGAAAUGGUGUCUUCCCCCCACGCCCCAUAAGAAUUCAGGUGGGAGCUUUGUGAAACUAUUUGACAAAGUCCCAGGGUGCUACACUAAUCCCAUAAAAGUUAAAAAGAAAAGCCUCACUCUGAGAGAGUCACAAUUCUGCACAGUCACCCUACUGAUUUAAAAGGACCCUUUUCUAGGGCAGGAGAGAUAGUACAGCAAGUAAGGUGCUUGCCUUGCAUGUGAUUGACCCCGGUUCAAUUCCCAGCAUCUCAUAUGGUUCCAGAGCCUACCAGGUGUGAUUCCUGAGUGCAGAACUAGGAGUAACCCCUGAGUAACAUAAGGCAUGGCCCCGAAACCCCCCAAAAUUAAAAGGAACUUUUCUAAGUUUUUUGUUUUUAUUUUUACAAAAUCACAUUUUAACAUAUUCUGGAACUAGCCAGUGGCAAGAGGUUGAGGGCUUAUAGAAGACUUGACUGCAAUGACUUGGAUAGGUUCAGAGCUGGCUUCAAGUCUGAUCUUUCACAUGCUAUUCAAGAUUUGUUGAACUCAGGGCUGGAGUGAUAGUACAGCAGGUAGGGUGUUUUCCUUGCAUGCAGCCAACCUGGGUUCAAUCCCCGGCAUCCCAUAUGGUCCCCUAAGCACCACCAGGAGUAAUUCCUAAAUGCAAAGACAGGAAUAACCUCUAAACAUUGCUGGGUGUGACCCAAAAAUAAAAAGAAAAUUGUUGGACUCUGGCCCCAGGAGAACUAUUCAGACUUGCUUCCCACAAAGAUCAGGGAAUCAGGGGAUAGAAGGAAGACUUGUUAGACCCCAGAAUGACUUCUCACUAAUGCUACAGUCUAUAUUACUUUUAAGUUUUCAUGGGGGGUGAUAAGAUUGUCAUGCAAGAUCAUUUUAAAACUUUUUCUUCUGAACAAAUUAUUGAUUGUUUAAGGGUUUUUUUUUGUUGUUGUUGUUGUUGUGUUUUGUUUUGGGAUGCUUUAGACUUCUUUAUAACCCUUUUGAAACUAGUCACCCUGUGCAACAUGUAUGUCAUAGAGCAUAUCUUUUCUAUAAUCAGGCACCUUCAGCUACUUUUGAGUGAGAUUGUUUUCCUGUUUAGAAUUAAAACACUACCAGAGAGAAGAAUCUGCUCUGUUCAGUUCAUGUAGCCUAGCCACAUAGCUUUGGACGCAGCAUCUCUGUGAUGGAAAAUGAGUGACUCCCAGGAAACCUGCAGGACUAACCUCAUUUCCUCGAGUCCAGAUUAGUGUGAACUCAAUUGCCUGUGAGAAACUUGCUGGCAUGUGAUUCUUUACUUUAAAACUAGAAUUUCAAGCACAUACAUUAAUUAUAUUGUGUGCAGAAUAGUAUACCUUCUUAGCAUCAGAAACAACGCACCACACUUACUGCUUUUGCACUGUUUUCAAAAGUUUUGUACUAAAUAAUAGAAACUAUUUAUAUUCUUUGAGUGUGAGCUUUGAAUAGAUGGCACUAUCACUUUACUGUUUUUUAAAAACAAAAUCCUUUUCUCAAUUACUCUAUUGCAAUGUUAUCUGAGAAAGUCCUAUGCCAAACCAUGUAUGAUGUUUAUAUGGAAUAUUAAAUUUUACUCCUGUAUGGUAAGACUACUCAGUUAUUGACUUCAUAGUUGGAAUUUGAUAUUCCGGCACAAAGUCCACAAUGUAUUCAGAAAUCCAGGUUGGUGUCAGACAUUUCGUUUUGAUGUGAACUCUUGCUUUCCUUUGUUUUAAGAUUCCAUUUUGCAAUAAACGUUUUGACAGUAAA
Messenger RNA from Sorex fumeus (smoky shrew), 6689 nucleotides. RefSeq names its product mitogen-activated protein kinase kinase kinase 20 (gene MAP3K20). The coding region runs from base 259 to 1632 and encodes 457 amino acids. Gene Ontology annotation, biological process: protein phosphorylation. Gene Ontology annotation, molecular function: protein binding; ATP binding; protein kinase activity. The record is from RefSeq and is a predicted model, not a curated record. NCBI's taxonomy places the organism in Eukaryota, Metazoa, Chordata, Mammalia, Eulipotyphla, Soricidae. The transcript has 12 exons. Gene Ontology annotation, cellular component: cytoplasm.